Messenger RNA from Cydia fagiglandana, 2064 nucleotides. RefSeq lists its product as uncharacterized. Lineage: Eukaryota; Metazoa; Arthropoda; Insecta; Lepidoptera; Tortricidae. The record is from RefSeq and is a predicted model, not a curated record. Gene Ontology annotation, molecular function: nucleic acid binding; zinc ion binding. The transcript has a single exon. Bases 1 to 2064 code for a protein of 687 amino acids.
AUGAAGGUGGCGACGAAAGUCGCAAAAGUGACGCUUGAGCGUCUAGACGCGGAAAAGGUCUCCGCAACAGACUCGGACGGGAGUGUUACCUCUGUCCGGUCCAUGCGCUCAGCCCGGUCAAUGCGCUCAAAUCGGUCUCGAUCACGCUCACGCUCCCCAGCGAGUGAGAGCAGCUUCUGGAGCAAGAGAAGGCGCCUUUCGAAUGAAAGGUCGCGAUCUAGGUCGCCGAAUGUUGACGAUGGUCCUAGUACAUCGGCAAGCGCGGGCAAUAAGGCGAAACGCGAAAAACUUCGCCUUCGCGACGAAGAAGAGGCGGAGGACUUGUGUCUGUCUUAUAAAACCCGCCAAUUAAGACUAUCGGAAAUGUCUACUGACGAGGAUGUGAACCUCGAUGAUCGCGUCCGUGUCAGCCUAGAAACCAUUGACAUGGUGGCCCAAAAGUCCAGUCAUCUUAAGGGUACCUUUCAAAAGGCUCUAAAGGAAUCAGCCAAGGAAAUGAAGAAGGUCUUUGAGGAGCUUAGGACACACACGGUAUCCGACGAAACCCGACAACUAGUGGCACAGAACAAGCGCCUUAAAGCGGAACUAGCAGAUGUCCGUUCUGAGCUCCGAAAAAUUCGCGAGGACAUGCAACGCUUCGAAAUGUCACAUCGGAGUUCGCUUCCCCUAGAGGAAAUGAACGUGGUUCAAUCUGCGCCGUCGGGAUCUCAUCCACCGGCGCCAUCCAAAAAGAAGGCUAAGUCUAACGAACCUGCGGCCCUGGACAUAGAGAGCAUUGUCCGGGCUGUUACAACUCAAGUAGGUAGCAUGAUUAAUGCUAGAUUUGAUGGUUUGGAGAAAGAAGGCAGACUAUUGCCAGCCCAAAGUCUCCGUCCACCUCUGGCAAGUGACAAGAGGAAAGAGUUGAUUUCUAACGUCAGCGUCAUUCAAAAGCCCGCGAUGCCAGUGGCCCCUGUCGCUGGCAAGAAGGGUCCACCAAAUUAUACUGAAGAGCCGCAAAAGAUCAGCGGCAAAGGCAAGGGCAAAGGCAAGAAAAGCAUUGCCCCACAGCCCAUUGUCAGCCAGAGUACGGCAACCCUUCGGUCCCAUCCAGCGUCUCCAGGUCCCUCAACAGAGGAAGGAUGGCAAAAGGUGGGCCCCAAGGGCAAAAAGAAAAAGAAGGCGGCCAAUGCUGUUUCCAAAACACAACCGAAAGAGAAACAGCAACCAAAGAAGGUACGCAAACUAGUGCCCCCGCGUUCGUCAGCGGUGGUUCUGACACUGCUCCCAGAGGCAGUUGAAAGGGGGGUGACGUAUGCGAAUGUACUUACGGAGGCCAAGAGUAGGGUUGACUUGGCUGGACUCGGCAUUUCUGCAUUGCGAAUCAAACGCGCGAUCACUGGGGGCACCGUUCUAGAGGUCCCAGGAACUACCAGUGGUGAUAAGGCCGACCAACUGGCCAGAGCGCUUGCGGAAAAGCUGGGUCCAGAAGCUGUUCGUGUAUCAAGACCUGUCAAAUGCGCAGAGCUCAGGUUGACAGAGUUGGACGACUCAAUAACGCCCGAGGUGGUAGUAGCUGCGAUCGCCAGCGCCGGCGAGUGCUCAACAGACCUGGUAAAGACUGGUGAGGUUCGUCGCGGUAUUAGAAGACUCGGCACUCUGUGGGUGCGCUGCCCUGUUACCGCAGCCAAGAAAGUCACACAGGCUGGUCGCCUUGAACUCGGCUGGGGCCUCUCGGCUAAAGUUAGCCUUCUUGAAGAAAGACCCAUGAGGUGCUUUCGCUGCUUGCAGAUGGGGCAUGCUGGGGUUCAAUGCACAGCGACUGAAGACUACAGUAACCGCUGCUAUAAUUGCGGUCAACCAGGACAUAAGAGGUCAGCGUGCUCUGGAUCAACUCAAUGUAUCCUGUGUCAUGCUGCAGGCAAACCUGCGGACCAUAAAAUCGGGUCCAAAGCUUGCACCAACCCUAGCCCAAAGAAUACAAAACGCGCUGGCGAUGGCCCCCGGGCCCCCUCCCAGGCUGUUAUCCCUUCCACCGGUGCGGUGGAAGAAGAUGAGAUGGACAUUGUAACGACCGACAAUUAA